Eremothecium gossypii ATCC 10895 is the source of this 2670-nucleotide messenger RNA. RefSeq names its product retromer subunit VPS35 (gene VPS35). Gene Ontology annotation, biological process: intracellular protein transport; retrograde transport, endosome to Golgi. The transcript has a single exon. The record is from RefSeq and is marked provisional. Gene Ontology annotation, cellular component: retromer, cargo-selective complex; late endosome; retromer complex. The coding region runs from base 1 to 2670 and encodes 889 amino acids. NCBI's taxonomy places the organism in Eukaryota, Fungi, Ascomycota, Saccharomycetes, Saccharomycetales, Saccharomycetaceae.
AUGUCGUAUGCUGAAAGCGUGGAACAGGCGACGGGGGUUAUCAAGCAGCAGACAGUCCUGAUUCAAAGGCACUUGGCUCAACGGAAGCUCCUAGAUGCACUGAAGCACAUUAGCAUUAUGCUGACCGAGCUGCGGAACCCAUCAUUGACACCCAAGCAGUACUACGAGCUGUAUAUACUGGUUUAUGAUGCAUUGAGCGUUCUGUCACAGUACCUGGUGGAGAACCACCCCAAGCGACACCACCUGGCAGAUCUAUACGAGCUCGUGCAGUAUGCCGGCAACAUCCUGCCGCGGCUUUAUCUCAUGAUUACCGUUGGCACUGCGUUCCUGCAGAUAAAGGACUCGCCGCGCGAGGAGAUCCUCAAGGAUAUGAUUGAGAUGUGUAAGGGCGUGCAGAAUCCUGUUCGCGGGCUGUUUCUGCGCUACUACCUCUCGCAGCGAACCAAGGAGUGGCUGCUACCCCAGAAUGGUCCUGCGGGCAACGCGUCCGAGGGCAGAAGCCAGGAGAAUGUUGAGAAUAACGUGAAGAAGUUCAAUGUGGAGUUCAUCAUUAACAACUUCAUCGAAAUGAACAAAUUGUGGGUGCGGCUUCAACACUACGGCCCGCUGCGGGAACGGGAGUUGCGAACCAAAGAGCGGCGCGAGCUGCAGAUACUCAUUGGGUCCAAUCUGGUCAGGCUAUCUCAAAUUGUGGAGGAUGACUCAAAACUCUAUGCAGAAGUCAUUCUACCGCAGCUGCUCGACCAGAUCGUGCAGUGCCGCGAUGUCGUGUCACAGGAGUACUUGCUAGAUGUCAUAUGCCAGGUUUUUCCGGACGAGUUUCACCUAGCCACACUACCCACGCUUCUCGAAACUACCUUGAAGUUCAAUCCUGAUGUUUCUAUCAACAAAGUUGUGUCCAACUUGGUCGAGCGGUUCAAUGGAUAUGUGGAGCGGCAGUCCGGCGAUAUAGACUCUGUCCAGAACACAUUCAGGAAGCUAUGCAUACAGGGACAGCCAACCAGUGCCUCGGGCGAUACAAUUAGCAGCAGUGGUGGGCUGUUCUUUGUAUUCUGGAGAUACCUUGAAAAACUCAGCGAGCAGCGCCCUGACCUUCCCCUGAAUGACCUAUUUCCUCUGGUACAGGGCAUUCUCAAAUUGUCACUGACUUGGUACCCGGACGUCCUUUCAAAUGUGGACUGCCUGUUUAAAUUCACUGUCCGGAAGUGCCAGGAGAAUGGUGGCCCCGAUGCAAACCCAGACUAUGAGUAUCUCUUCCAGGACUUGUUACUUUCUAUGACAUCCUCAUCUAUGUUUUACCGAGUCCUCACCGAAUGCGAGUCGUAUCAGAAACUACUAUCCAUGCAGCCGGUUGGCCUGCAGAAGCUAGUGGUGAACUGUAUUUUGGACACGAUUUUUAAAGCUGGCAUAACGAUUACGAAUAGGAUCCACCUGGAGAAGAUCCUGUUGCUAUGUGAGUCCCUCAUAAAAGUGAACAAUCCCAAAAUUCACAACUCUGGGGAAGAUGCGGAGCAGCAUAGUGCGCAGGACGACGAUCCAACUAGCUGCUUGUUGAAUAUUGAACAAGAGAAGCUUGCACAGGUGGUGCACAUCUGCCGAAGCCAGUCCAUUGAAAAGCAGGUGGAGCUACUCCUAACCUGUAAAAGCUGGUUCUACAAAGGUGGCAUACAGAUGCGCUACACCUACCCUGCCGUGGUUACUGCUUUUUGGAAACUCAUCCGCAAGACAGACAUUAAGAAGAGCAAAUACCCUUCUCGCGAGAAGAAGUACCGUCAGCUCAUUAAACAGCUCUUCAAAUAUGUUUCUCGCUGUCUGAGCGAGUUGGGCAACACCGUGGGGGCGCCGUGUGCGGAUUUAGUAUUCAAGAUGAAUCUUCAGUCAGCGGCCAUCGCGGACCACCUGGGCCUCAGUGAGAUCUCAUACGAUUUCUUCACACAGGUUUUCACCAUAUUUGAGGAGUCACUCAGCGAUUCGCGUUCGCAAUUCCAGGCCAUCAUCACCAUGGCCCAGACCCUGCAGAAAACCCGCUCGCUCUACGUCGAGAACUAUUACGAUAGCCUCAUUACGCGCUGCACGCUUUACGGCUCCCGCCUGCUCAAAAAACAGGACCAGUGCCGCGCGGUUUACCUCUGCUCACAUCUUUGGUGGGCCACCGAGAUCCCGCUCAUCGGCGAGGAGGAAGGCAUCACAGACACGUUUUACCGCGAGGGCAAGCGCGUGCUCGAGUGCCUGCAGCGCUCGCUGCGUGUCGCAGACUCCAUCAUGGACAAUGUGCAGAGCUGCCAGCUCAUGGUCGAGAUCUUGAACCGCUGCUGCUACUACUUUGUUCACGGCGACGAGUCCGCGACGCACGUCGGCCCCAAAUACAUCAACGGCCUCAUCGAGCUGAUCGAGACCAACCUCAAGUCCCUCAAAAUCGAGGAGUCUGUCGAGUUCGCAGAAAGCAAGCUCCCUAAGCCCUCCUACGCCAAUUUCGUCGUCGGCGUCGAUGGUUCUUACAUCCAGGUUCCUACAUCCCCUACUGCUACCGUCGCUGCGGUGAUGAGCAAGCCUCCCAACAUUACGAUUUCUUCGUUGGUCCCCAUUGUCACCGGGUACCUGCAGAGAACUCUCAACUACAUAGAAGACCAGAAGGUCGUAGACGAUCGCUUCAGGGCAAUCAUCGUAUAG